UUUCAAUAUUUUGUGUUUUAUUUUGUAACGGCUCAAUUGUGUUCAGUUAAUUUUUUUUACUUAAUAUAAUAAAUAAUUUUUAGAAUUGUUAUUCUAUGUAUUAUGUUAAAAACAGGGAAGUAUUGUGUUGGAAAAAGAAUCUAAAACCUUAGAAUGUCGUUCAAUUCAUAUAUUUUUUUUUCAAGAAUUUUAAAGUCAAUAUUCAGUUCUUUUUUAGUCACCUAUGCAAGUGCAUUAGUUUUUUCACUAAGAUCAAUCAACCUCGUAUUCAGUUUGUAUUAUUUACUGUACGCACCAUUAAUUUUGGUAGCCGUAUUUUUGUUUGUUAUAGUUACAUCACGCAAAUAUUUAAGAACAAAUGUGUCGCCUACGAAUCGUUUCUAUAAAAUUGUCAAAGGAUUAUCAUUUGAAACGGUGCUAUUCGCAAUCUUGUGUUCGGUCAGUGCGUUGCUUCUGUCCAUGCUAAAUCCAUUUUGUCACGACAAAUCUGUAUGGUAUUUACUCAAUGUUGGACGUGCUUUGACUGGUAUUAUAUUCCAUUAUGAAAAUGUAUACUUUGAACGAGAUUCUCACUUUCCAAUCAUACAGACUACCAAAUACUCGAUGUUUAUGUCCGAACUAAAACAAAUAAUAUCAAGGUCAAUGAAAAAAUCAUUUGCGUAUUUAUUUUACAUAUUUAUUCCAUUAUAUGCAAUUGAACCAACAUUUUCUUGCAAUGUUUAUUUUAUAAUUAAUUUAUGGUUUUCAAUAGCACUAGUUUUGUAUUUGUUUUAUUCGUUUGAGUAUAUUGUAUACUUAACUAUGACGGAACAAGUUACAUUUCCAAUUGUGACUAUACAAAAAGAUGGAUAUUGUUUACUUAAUGCAUUGAAUACUGAUACUAAGAUAGUUAGAUUAUUAGCACUGUAUGAUUUGUAUCAAACUACACUAAAAGACGCAGAUAGGAGAAAAGAAAUAUUUAAUUUAAGUUUUGCGGGUAAUGUUCCCCAGAGUUGGAAAAUUAUAUUUAAUUUUUGCAUUAAUAACAUUAAAUCUACUACAGAAGACAUUACAAAUGCAGUGAAAUAUGUAUCACCAAAAUCAAUUAACCGACGUAAUAUACCAAAUGACAUGUUUAUAAAAUUGAAUGAUAACAGUAAAAAACAAGAGGAAGAAAAUGUAAAAAAGAAGAAUACAAUACUUAAGUUUUUUGAAAAUGUUCGUAUAUACAAUUACUUUUUUGCACCCUUGGACAAAGAAAAAUCAUUAGAAGAGUUUGAAGAAACCGUUUGGUGUUGUUAUGUACUUUCAAAUUUGGCCGUGGUUUCAUUAAAAGAAGACCAAUAUGGUAUAGUCAGAGAACAACUGGGACAAAUUGUUAGUACAAUUUUAAAUUUAAAAAAUCAAUUAGAAAUUCAAAUAAAUGUUAGCAAUAAAAAAAAAAAGAAAAUUGAAUAUUUGAAACUUCAUACUAAGACUUGUGCUGUGAUGCUAGCAUUAAAUUUUGGUACAUAUGCCAAUGAUAUUGGGUUAGAUGAUAAUCAAUUGAUUAGUUUUAAAAAAAUUGUAGCAAAGUUAAAUGAUUACUAAUAUUGUUUUCCAUUGUUAUAAAGUUAACUUUUUUAUUUAACAAGUAUUCAUAAUUAUUAUCUUUUUGUAUGUGUAAAUAUAUUCUAGUAAUAAAUAAUAAUGAAAUGAAAUAAAAUAAUUAAUAAUUAACUCAAUUAUUUAAUUUUUAUUGAUUAAUUUAGUACACAUGUUGUUGAAAAUCACUACUUUUGAUGUAUUAUGAUACCACUAUCACUACAUUGACAUAAAAAAACAGAGUUUUCUACAAUCAUCGUCACUUUUUAUAAGUAUUAUACUACAG
Molecule: messenger RNA, 1849 nt
Organism: Cinara cedri
Lineage: Eukaryota; Metazoa; Arthropoda; Insecta; Hemiptera; Aphididae
Source: the annotation of a GenBank genome assembly